Molecule: messenger RNA, 1318 nt
Organism: Erythranthe guttata (spotted monkey flower)
Lineage: Eukaryota; Viridiplantae; Streptophyta; Magnoliopsida; Lamiales; Phrymaceae
Product: coiled-coil protein (DUF572)
Biological process (GO): mRNA splicing, via spliceosome
Cellular component (GO): post-mRNA release spliceosomal complex; U2-type spliceosomal complex
Source: RefSeq, a predicted model, not a curated record
AUAAAUUCAAAGAAAUAAUAUUUGGUCGAAGUCGAUUCGAUUCAGAACUCCAUUAAAAUCAACACUUGAGAGAUCAGCAGAAAUUCAUCGAGUUCUAUCUCAGAAGAUAACCGGAUUGCGAAAUGUCGACUCUUGCAGCAGCAAGGGCAGAUAACUUUUACUACCCACCAGAAUGGGAACCAAAGAAGGGUGGUUUGAACAAGUUCAAUGGUCAACAUGCUUUGAGGGAGAGAGCAAGAAAAAUAGAUCAAGGCAUCUUGAUUAUAAGGUUUGAGAUGCCUUACAACAUUUGGUGUGGUGGAUGUGAGUCCAUGAUUGCAAAAGGUGUAAGGUUCAAUGCCGAGAAAAAGCAAGUGGGGAAUUAUUACUCGACAAAGAUAUGGAGCUUUUCAAUGAAAGCAGCAUGCUGCAGGCAUGAGAUUGUAAUUCAAACAGAUCCACAAAAUUGCGAGUAUGUGAUAACUAGUGGAGCUCGAAAAAAGAUUGAGGAAUACGACGCCGAAGAUGCUGAAACAAUGGUGCUCCCAGUUGAUGAUGAUAAAACUAAGCUGGUGGACCCUUUUAAACGGCUCGAACACCAAGAAGGAGAUAUGAAGAAGAAGAAAGAAGCCGAGCCAGUAUUGGUUCGUCUUCAACGGAUUUCCGAUUCGAGGCACUUGGAUGAUUACUCAAUGAAUAGAUCACUACGUGCGAAGCUCAGGGGUCAGAGAAAACGAGUGGCUGAAGAAGAAGCUGUUUCUCGAAAAUCAGGACUUGGAAUUAGACUUCUCCCAGUUUCUGAAGAGGAUUCUGCCGCUGCUUCGCGUGUUAAAUUUGCUACAAAGUUUGAGAGGAACAGAAAAGACAAGAGGGCUCUAAUUCAGUCCACUUCGAUAUUUUCUGGUUCGUCUUCUUCUGUGCCUGAUAAAAGGCGUGUGGAACUCGAAGCUAAGAGGAGGAAAAUAAAUGCUGGCACUGCAUCGAAAUUGCUGUCUGGAGGAAUCAAGCCAUCUUCGCUGGCUCGGGCUUCUGUUCCUAGUCGGAAAAAAUUCAGGGCUUGAGAAAUUAUUGGACGUGCCACUACAGACUAUUAGUAGUAUACUUUGCGAGUUUGCUAGUUUGAGAAUUUGCAGUCCUUGUGUAGAUAUUCUGUAUCCUAUAUUAGCUGAAUUGCCUAUUAAUAUUUGAUUUAUGUUUUGCUUGUAUUUUGUAUUUGUUGUGUUGGAUGUAGGAAGUGUUUGUUCUUUCUAUAUUUGGUGAAAUUGGCUUUGUUCUUGUCUGUGAGGGGGACUUAUUAAUGGUAAGUUUUGUGUACGUGCGUGCAUACAAGAAUUUGUUC